Messenger RNA from Podarcis muralis (Common wall lizard), 1290 nucleotides. NCBI's taxonomy places the organism in Eukaryota, Metazoa, Chordata, Lepidosauria, Squamata, Lacertidae. The record is from RefSeq and is a predicted model, not a curated record.
GGAGAGGGAGAGAGAAUGCAGUUCAGCAAACUGGCAGUGCAGGAGAAGAGGGGAAUUGUGGAGCUUGUACGAAACCUGAGUUGGCUUUAAGAAUCUCCAAGCAAAAAUGCUGGAUGGCUGAUCAUUUUCAGCAAUGGCCAUGAAUUCACAAUGCGUCCCAUUCUGACUCUUUUCAUCUUUGCGGUUUUCCUCUCCAUCCUAUUCUACACCUCAAGACUAUCGGAUGAAAACAUCCCAAGGGGAUUCAACCAGUCGGCCACCUCGUUCUUAGCAGAAACUUGCAAAGCUAUUACUGAAGGAAAAAGCACUUCUCACCCCCGAAAGAUGCUGAAGACAUCCUUUGGGGAACCCAACUGCAGUGACUACGUGACCCAAAGCCACUACAUUACCAGACCCCUCUCUGCAGAAGAAGCUGCCUUUCCUUUAGCCUACGUGAUAACCCUGCACAAAGAGUUUGAUACUUUUGAGAGGCUCUUUAGGGCCAUAUAUAUGCCCCAAAAUGUCUACUGUGUCCACGUGGACAAGAAGGCCACCCGUGCGUUUAAGAGAAAGGUGGAGCAAUUGCUAGGCUGUUUCCCCAAUGCUUUCCUUGCUUCAAAAUUGGAGCUGGUGGUUUACGCUGGGGUAUCGAGGCUCCAGGCUGAUCUGAACUGCAUGAAGGAUCUUGUAAAAUCCAAAGUGCCCUGGAAAUACCUUCUCAACGCUUGUGGGCAAGAUUUCCCCUUGAGAACCAACAAGGAGAUAGUUCGGUACCUGAAAGGGUUCAAAGGGCAGAACAUCACUCCGGGGGUGUUGCCUCCACAUCAUAUUCUCAAGAGGACAAAAUACAUCUACCGAGAACAGGUUUACAGCAUCUUUUCCUUCAUGCUGGGGACUUUUCUGCGGAAAUCGCCACCUCCGCACAACCUGACCAUCUAUUUCGGCACUGCUUACAUUGCACUUUCAAGGGAAUUUGCAGACUUCAUCCUCAACGACCGGAGGUCUCUUGAUCUCCUUGAAUGGUCUAAAGAUACCUACAGUCCAGAUGAACAUUUCUGGGUGACACUCAACAGGCUGCCAGGUAUGCUCCUUUUCCUUCAAAAAGUUGUUCUGUUGUUGAUAAUAACGGUGGUAAUAAUAAUAGUGUUACAAACAUCAGGUGCCCACCCCUCUGCCAAGCGAUGCAUCUACCACCACUACUCUGUUGACAAAAUAACUUACUCUCCCUUCACCAAAUACCUGAAAGGGGCUAGGCCUGCUCAAGGCCUUUUCUGCUGGUCACUCUGCUCCAUGACUGGCUCCCGGAUGUAA